This is a messenger RNA of Elaeis guineensis (African oil palm), 1087 nucleotides long. The record is from RefSeq and is a predicted model, not a curated record. NCBI's taxonomy places the organism in Eukaryota, Viridiplantae, Streptophyta, Magnoliopsida, Arecales, Arecaceae.
AUGGUGGAGUUGCAAUCUUAUGUGUUCCUUGAUGAUGUGAUCGAACUUGCUGUUAAGGUGGAGAGACAAUGCAAGCAUGGUGCAAGUAAGCCAAGUAAGACUACCAACUCGUCUUCCUUAUCACCAUGGUCCGUCCCUAAGGCAGUUCUAAAACAAGUAGAAAAAGCCUCUGAAUAUCCAAAUAAGAGGAUGAUGUUCAUUCAGGGGUCACAAGAAGAAAUUGAAAGUGAAGAUGAGGCUAUUUUAGAAGAGGUAAAAGAAGAUUAUGUGGAGUUUGCAGAUGAAGGAGAGCUGUUGGUUAUUCGUCGCAACCUGAACCUACAAGCCAAAGUAGAUGAUGAGCAGCGUGAAAAUAUCUUCCAUACCAGGUGCACCAUCCAUGAUAAGGUAUGUGGUGUUAUCAUUGAUGGGGGUAGCUGUACCAAUAUGGCUUUUACUAUUUUGAUAGAAAAACUUAAUCUGGUGACUAUGAAGCAUCCCCGUCCCUAUAGAUUGCAAUGGCUUACUGACGAUGGUGAUGUGAAGGUUACAAAGCAGGUUGUAGUACCUUUCUCUAUUGGUAAGUCCUACAAAGAUGAGGUUGUUUGUGAUGUGGUUCCUAUGAAAGCCAGCCAUCUUCUUUUGGGAAGGCCUUGGCAGUACGAUCGGAGGGCUAUUCAUGAUGGCUUCAAAAACACAUAUUCAUUUGCCAAGAAUAGGAAGAACAUAGUGUUGGCACCACUUAGCCCGCAACAGGUCCAGAAGGAUCAGCUUGUGAUUGAAAAGGGCAAGAAAGAGAACCUAUUUGCCAACAAGGGGGAAGUGAAGCGAGUUUUGACUAACCAUAAAAUUAUUUUUGUUCUUGUAGCUAAGUAGGUUCCAAGUGAAGAAGUCUCCCUUCCACCGCAAAUGAAGGAGAUCUUGGAGGAAUUUACAAAUGUAUUCUCGAAAGAAUUACCAAAAGGAUUGCCACCAAUCAGAGGGAUCGAGCAUCAGAUUGAUCUCAUUCCAGGGUUUGCCCUACCAAAUAGACCAGCCUAUAGAUGCAAUCCCGAAGAGGCCAAGGAGUUACAGCGGCAAGUUGCAGAUCUUUUGAAGAAGGGUUAUG